Molecule: messenger RNA, 660 nt
Organism: Cyclocybe aegerita
Lineage: Eukaryota; Fungi; Basidiomycota; Agaricomycetes; Agaricales; Hemipholiotaceae
Source: the annotation of a GenBank genome assembly
AUGCCACCAUCACAAGAUUCAGCGUCGACGAACGCUCCGAACAAGCGCAAGAAGAUGUCUGGACUCACCGGAUUGGAACUGAGGAUGGCCUACCAAUCGCUCAUCAGCGUCAAAUCAUUCCUGAAGACACUUACCGCAACGAACGAGGUCGGUGCCUCUGACGAUCCGCAGGUGCAAGAGAACUUGAUUACAUUUGAACCGGAUUUUGAGGAAACGCUAACAAAAAUGCUCCACAUGAUGGAGUCGAAGCUCGAUGGGCCCCAGGUUCUUGCCUUCUCUGGCAUGACGGAAGAAGAUCUGUCCAAGUUGAACAUUGCAUAUGGUGGUUCGCUCAAACUGAAAACAGAUUACAAAGUACGGGUGGAUGCGACUGAGGAACUCGGCAAGACUGAGCACUGGUCUUCCGAGGGGCUAUAUCGUCACCUUCGUGUGCUGCAAAAGCUCGUUCCAAGAGUGAAUGAAGCAGCCUCGCGUGCCUGGAUCGAUUCCUUCUUCUUCCGCGCAUCUCAAAUGUUUCACCACCCUUGGAGGAUACACAGACAACACCGCUAUCAGGACAAGCACAUCGGACACAGAAGAUUUUUUGGCCAAGCCACGUCUGAGGAUCCUCCAGGACCUCGAUCAUACGCUUUUUGUUUCAGAAGCCAACACAAGCAAUAG